Molecule: messenger RNA, 1107 nt
Organism: Aspergillus affinis
Lineage: Eukaryota; Fungi; Ascomycota; Eurotiomycetes; Eurotiales; Aspergillaceae
Product: GroES-like protein
Exons: 5
Coding region: 1-1107 (368 amino acids)
Source: RefSeq, a predicted model, not a curated record
AUGGCUUCAUUAAAUGGCUAUCUUCAAGGCUACGGAAGCGACGAUCCUCCCAACGAGCAGUGGAAUGAGCAAUUCGAAGAAGAGGAAUUGAAUGAGCAACUUCAAGAUCGUAUCCCUCUUCCCCCCGGACUACAAACUCAACGAUUCGAUUCAUAUGAUGAAGUCAUUGAAAUUCUCAACGCUCAUGGACAUGAUUAUGGCUAUGCAGUCAAUAAAAAGCGCGUUAAAAAGGUCAAAUCUGGCUCCCAUAUAAAGAAUCCCCGUGGCUCUCUGACUGAGACUGGCGUGUAUGACUCGGUGACCCUCCCUGAAGGUCCUGAAUGCAGCGAAGAUAGAAGUAAGGCCAGGUUGUCGAGGUUACAUCACCCGGCUCUACAUCCGCGAGAUGCACGAGCAAAUAAAACAGCCCAAUGCACCCCCAUUGGCGUCUCAGAGGGUCCACUGACCAGCAUCAGCCCUCAGAUUGCUAGAGGGGCCGCUAGACACGGCGGCCCCGAUCGAACCGUUAGCAGUGGCCUGGCACGCCGUCAACGUAUCGCCGUUCAAAUUUGGCGACACGACGGUGAUCGUCGGAGGUGGACCCAUUGGCAUUUGCGUCCUGCAGGUGCUGAAGAUGCAAGGGGCGAAGGAGAUCAUCGUGGCGGAGCCAAUGGAGGGCCGGCAGAAGCUGGCGCGUCAAUACGGCGCGACGGAGAUACUGGACCCGGGCAGCGAGGACGUGUCAAUGCGAGUGCAGGAGAUGACACGGCGGGAGUCGAGGGGGGGCUGAAUAGUGUGAUCUCGGCGUGUCGGACGCACGGGACGAUCGUGAACAUCGCGGUGUGGGAGAAAGAUCCGGCGCUGCAUGUCAACGAGCUGAUGUAUCGGGAGGUUCAGAAUAUGCAAGCGGCGUUGUACGAUGAAAUGCCGUUUCAACACACACUUGAGGCCUUGAGUUAUGGCCAAUUAGACCCCCGUGGUAUGAUUACGUCGAAGAUAUCACUGGAGGAGGCUGUGGAGAAGGGCUUCAAGGUAUUGGUGGAUGAACGGGAUCGUCAUUGCAAGAUCUUGGUCAAUUUACGAGCUGCCGAGUGCGCUGGGGAUGAACCGAAUGGUUCUGGGUCUUAA